Messenger RNA from Nematostella vectensis (starlet sea anemone), 2441 nucleotides. RefSeq lists its product as uncharacterized. Bases 519 to 1073 code for a protein of 184 amino acids. NCBI's taxonomy places the organism in Eukaryota, Metazoa, Cnidaria, Anthozoa, Actiniaria, Edwardsiidae. The transcript has 6 exons. The record is from RefSeq and is a predicted model, not a curated record.
UCGCGCUUUCCCUUACGUGUGAAAAGGAAUUGCCAUUGUUGGGUGUCGCGCGUGCGUGCGAUUCAGAAAAUAAUUCCUUUCUGGGGAGGGAGCUACGCAAAUGGGAAAUGGCUAAAGAUGUCAAAGUAACGCCACCAAAAGUCUCUACCAACAGAGAGAGGAAAAAGAGAAGGCUUAAGAGAUAAGUUAGGCCGCUGAGCUGUUGUGCUAGACGAUUGAUGGCGCUCUAAAGAAGAACACUGAUCAUAAAAAUUUUUUGUUUAUACAUCCGAUAACGGGAAUUUUAAAGAGCGAAGAGCUUUUUGUGUAACUCGUUGCCAUGCUCCACAUGUACACAAAGCUCGUUUCACUAAUUUCAAAGUUUGAAUCCCUAAUUCAUACAAGAGAAAUUCAUUAAAUUACGGGUCACGAAGUCAUUUCACGAUAAAACGUUAGAGUAUCCCUUUCUUCACAAAUCACAGCGAGCGUGGGGCGAGGCGAGGAUACUAGUGUCCAAUCCUUCGCGCGGAGUUAACAAAAUGGCCGCUGAAGUAGGAAGUUUCAAUGUUAUUUUCUUUAUUUUGUGCUAUACUAUGCGUUAUAAUGCGAUGCAGACAAAAAGUUUAUUUCCUGAACAAAUGCUUUGCAAUGAGGUGCUGCACAAUAAAGAGUCAAUAUUGUACAGACUUCAUAACUUAGAGAAAGAGGUUCAGUAUGAACUACGGAUAUCAUACCCAGCAACUACUCCUAGUGAAUUCCUGAUAAAACUGCUUGAUGAUGAAGAUCACUCGCCUCCUAGCAAAAGAAGACUUCUCAAUACUGAGAAGAUAUCAUUUGUGAUAGAUAAAGGAUAUAAUAUGUUUGCUCAAGUAACAGCAGUGCGGACUGGACAUCCUAACAGUCUAGACAGCCUUAACAAUCCUGUAGUUUAUAGCAUAGUCGUUGAGAGGCUCUACGUGGGGCUGACAUGGGGGGCAUGGAAACUAGGCAUGAUCACAAUCUUCGCAGUGACACUGACAUUAAAGUUAAUCCUGCCGAAUAUUAUUACUUUCAUGGAACAAGAAAUUAUUAGUUUGCAAAAACAAAAUAGGUAAUUGUGACUACCCUAAUUAUGCAAAUAGCUAAAUAGCUUAUAAAGGUCUAAAAAGUAAGUUAGAAAUAUUAAACUAAAGAUAUUAAUUUCUGUUAAUGACCAACAUGAACAAACAAACUUUUAAAACGAUUUUUUAAAAGAAAUGUCCCUUCUGUUUUUGCAAAGCAAUGUUUUAUUUAAUAGGAAAAAAAGACUAUAAAAGUCUCCUUUCUUAUUGUUUGUUUACAUGUAUAAGGUUUAUUUCCCUCAUGGUGUGUGCUUAUUUAUAUAACAAAACAGCCAGGCUAAUAUGCUGAUAAUAUACCAACUGAAUAUAGUCUAGGUUAGAAUGCCACUAUGUCUGCUGGUCAUAGUCCCUAAGGAUGUAUAAAUACAGUGCAAACCUCUGCUUAGAGUUAACGGUUUGCAAAUAGACCAGGAAUAAUUUAGGAAGAUCAUAGAAGUAUUCACAAUUUUUUGCAUUAUGGAAUUUGUCCCAGACCAAGGCUUGUACUGUAUUCAUGCAUCCUAAUCCAUCUGUUUUAUCCAUCUGGAUCAUUAAUCUGGACUAUUGUAACAUUUGAUGUGCCAGUUUUGAUCCUAGUGGUGAAAUAUCUAACAUAAUGAUUUGGAAUUAACUAAAUGAUUAUUCACCCAAGAUCAGGGUAACGACUGCUAGACUGCCUAAAAUAGAGAAAGUACCAUUUUUCAUUCUCUCAACCUACUGACCGCUUCUGCCCCCACUAGCAAUAUCUGCGUGACCUAUAUGUGAUGGUAAUGGUCUGUCUGCUUUAGCUAGAUGCUAGGUAAGACCACGCCAUAGUCUUCGUCUGUCUCAAGACCAACAUCUUCCUGAGAUAAAUUAAAACAGUAGACCAGUAUAUACCAGAGAAUAAGCCUGCAAGUCCCCCCACCCCACCCCAAUGGCUGUUAGUAAGACGUAACACAAAAAUGGUGGAAUCCGUCAACUACAAUUUAUAAAAUAAUUGAGAUGGGAAGUACUAGACCUGUGGUCUUGUUCUCCACUGAUCUGCUCUUUUUGUGUGUGUUUUUUUGGGGGAGAAUUUGAGAGCAGAUCAGUGGAGCACAAGACCACAGGUCUAAAGCUUCACAUCUGCUAGAUAAUUCCCCAAACAAACACCUCGUUUUUCAAAACUCAAUGAAGGCACGCAAAGAAUAUUUAUUCUUAAAUGCAUUUUGAAUUAGGAAGAAGUUAUCUAAGAUGAAAUGACCGAACAUUAGGGAACUUAAAGUCAGUGUGAGUAAGCAGCAGGAAGUUCAAGUUGGCAGAGUUCCACUGUACAUAAUAUACAAAUUACAAACACCAGCUUUUAUAGCUAUCAACUUAAAAAAAUACAAAUCAAAAAAUUAAAAUCUAACCACCCCUAAA